Acytostelium subglobosum LB1 is the source of this 3735-nucleotide messenger RNA. RefSeq lists its product as hypothetical. Bases 1 to 3735 code for a protein of 1244 amino acids. Gene Ontology annotation, molecular function: P-type transmembrane transporter activity; ATP binding; ATP hydrolysis activity. The transcript has 5 exons. Lineage: Eukaryota; Evosea; Eumycetozoa; Acytosteliales; Acytosteliaceae. Gene Ontology annotation, cellular component: membrane. The record is from RefSeq and is a predicted model, not a curated record.
AUGUUGUCACAACAGACACUUGAUAAUGACGAUGAAGACCAACAUGAUGAUGGUAAUGAGGUCGAAGACUUGAAAGCCAAUCAUAAUCACAAUCUUUAUGCUUAUGACGAUGAUAAUGACGAUGAUGGACCAUCCCAAACGAUACUUCACACUCCACAACAACAUCAACAACAGGAUGACACAUCUAGACUUCAUCUGUUGAGUCCAGAGUCACAACAGGACUCACUGUUAUUGGGUCCCAACAAGCACUUGAAACAACAUCAGACACCGCCAUUGUCACCUCCAAUGCAUUCACAUCGUAUCGUGUUGCCAACGGCACAGCAAGAGAUGCGUGAACUACUAUCACCUCCACCCAAGAAGUCGUCCAAACUAGUCUCAAGCUCAGGCUCAAGUUCAAGUCCCAACGUUGCUGCGAGUGGUGAUGACAAUGAUGAACUUAUGGGCAUAUUCUCAAUGCAAGGAUAUACGUUCAGUCUACAACGAGAGAUACUAUACUGGCUGCUGGUGGUGAUGUCGUGCGGUGUCAUCUUCUUGGCCUUCCAUUGGUUCACUCUAUUGGAGAUCAAUCUGCGGCGACGCAGGACUCCCACACUUCGCAACGCCAGCACAGUACUCGUCUAUGGCCUCGACAUGAGGUUUGAGAUCUGUCCUGUACACGUGGGCAACAUCUCGGACUCAAGGAUGGACCGAUUCAUCGUCUUUAGGUUCUCGAAAUACUUUUACAAGGCAGACCUGGACUCGUUUGAACGACCGAGGAUCAAGUCAAAGUACAAGUCAUCGGAUUUGUACAAGUUCAUCGAUCAUGGUAUGACUCGCGAGCGACACGACUCAAUGCUGCUCAAGUUUGGUCGCAAUGUGAUCGAGUUCCCCAUUCGCAGCAUACCAAGACUGUUGCUCGAGGAGGUGCUGCACCCAUUCUUCAUCUUCCAGAUAUACAGCGUCAUCUUGUGGAUGUGCGAGGAGUACUAUUACUACGCCGUGGCCAUCUUUAUCAUUGCCACGAUCAGCUCGGUGCUCAGUCUGAAGGAGAUUAGGACAAAUUUGCUGUCGCUCAAGCACAUGUCGACGUACUCGUGCCAGGUGCAAGUGCUGCGCGAUGGCAACUUUGACUGGAUCUCGUCCAAUGACCUGGUGCCCGGCGACAUUGUCAACGUGCAGCAGGACACCAUCCUGCCGUGCGACAUGGCGCUGCUCGUGGGCCAGGUCAUCUGCAAUGAAUCGAUGCUCACAGGCGAGUCGGUGCCCGUCACCAAGCACCCACUCUUCACGCGCGAGCAGAUUGCCCAGCGCUCGGACGACUCUAUUGUCGACAUCAACCAGGCACGCAGCUCACUGUUUGGUGGCACACUGCCCGUCAAGACCAUUCCUCACUCACAGUCGGGUCGCGUGCUGGCCAUGGUGCGCGAGAUUGGCUUCCAGACGAGCAAGGGCAAGCUGAUCCUAUCGAUCCUCUUCCCCAAGAAGUCGCACUUCCGCUUCACACAAGAGUCGUUCAAGUUCAUUGGCGUGCUCUGCUGCAUCGCGCUGGUCGGCUUCUCAUUGACGGUGUGGCGUCUCAAGGCAUUGGGCGAGGAUUCCAAGACCAUUGUCCUACGCGCAAUGGAUUUGAUCACAAUCGUCAUACCACCGGCGCUGCCUCUGGCCAUGAGUGUUGGCACUGGCUUUGCAUUGGUGCGUCUAAAGAAACGCGGUAUCUUUUGUAUCUCGCCGCCACGUCUCAACAUGGCGGGCAAGAUCCAAGUGUUUUGUUUCGACAAGACAGGCACAAUCACAGAGGAUGGCUUGGACUUUUAUGGUGUGUUGGCUCCAUCUCGUGAACAAAGCGACAGGAACAAGUUUGGCGAGUUCAUCACAUCAUCGUCAAUGGCAUCAUUCAAUGAUCGUAUCUUCAAGAUGAUCAUGGCAUCGUGUCACUCAUUGUCCACAAUCAACAACAUGGUGUCUGGCGACCCAUUGGAGUUGAAGAUCUUCCAGGCCACCGCAGCCGAUCUCAACGAGGAAACAGCGAGUAACACAUCGAUAUCCUACGCUGGCACAGAGUUACUGGACAGUGAGCACAUUGAAUACGUAGAGCGAUUCGACUUCCAGUCAAGUCUACAGCGCAUGAGUGUCAUUGUCACGACAUCACAGGGCGAGCACUACUCAUUCGUCAAGGGCGCACCCGAGAUGAUCAAGAAGCUUGCGCUGGCCAGCUCGCUGCCCGCUGACUAUGAUCACAGACUGCACGAGUAUACUGAGCGAGGCUACCGUGUGCUGGCCUGCGCCUACAAGCAAUGGGAGCACGGGGUGAGCGCCAGUACCAAUCGGGAUCUCAUGCGCCAGAUGGCUGAGGACCAGCUGAUCUUUGUCGGCUUCAUCGUCAUGGAGAACAAGAUGAAGCCUGAGUCCAAGGGCAUCAUAGCGACGCUGCAGCGCGCCAACAUCAAGACGAUCAUGGUCACAGGCGACAACCCGCUGACCGCGGUCAGUGUGUCCCGCCAGAGUGGUAUCCUACACGAGGACGCCAUUCUGUUCACCCCCGAGAUGUCCGAUCGCGAGUGUCUCGAUACGAUGGUUUGGCGCAAUAUCUCAGCCAGCGAGCAGGAUAGACGCUACCAGCUCGACCCCUAUACACUGCAGCUUGAGGGCGACGAUGAUCGCCGCCCUCAAUCAUACUCAUUGGUGAUCACUGGCACUUUUUUCAAGCGACUGCACAACACCUAUCUUCAGACUGGCUCGCUCAAGUUCCUGCAGAUGCUUCGUCGCGGCAUGGUCUAUGCGCGAAUGUCACCCGAUGACAAACAAACUUUGGUCGAGGAACUACAGCGCAUUGGUCUCUACGUGGGCAUGUGUGGCGAUGGCGCCAACGACUGUGGCGCGCUCAAGUCUGCGCAUGUGGGCAUCUCGCUGUCCGAGACCGAGGCGUCAAUCGCCGCCCCAUUCACAUCGACGAUCAACAACAUCUCGUGCUGCCCAACCCUUAUCAAAGAGGGCCGCGCGUCUCUUGCCGUCUCAUUCAAGUUGUUCCAGUUCAUGGGCAUGUACUCACUGAUUCAGUUCACGACAGUCAUCUUCCUCUACUUCAAGGGCAGUGUGCUGGGAAACUGGAUGUACCUCUACCAAGACCUCUGGGUGAUCUUCCCAUUGGUCAUCUUCAUGGGUAUGACGCAGCCCUCUGACACGCUGUCGGUCAAGCGACCGUCGGGUCGUCUGAUCUCUGGUGCUGUUGUUGGCUCCCUCAUUGUACAUAUCCUCCUGUGUCUGGCGUUCCAAGCCAUGAUCUUCCUGACCGUUCAGCACCAGCCAUGGUACAACGAACAACGUAUCGAUCCCCAAAACAUCGUCACCUACGUCACCACCUCCCUAUUCACCUAUGGCAACUUCCAGUACCUCAUCAUCGCUCUCGCUCUAUCCUUUGGCAAGCCAUUCCUCAAGCCACUCUAUACCAACAGACUACUGUUUAUUGUUUACUUGGUCACACUUGGAACAUCAUUGUUGAUAUUGUUCGCACCGAGUGAGCGAGUUUGGAAGGUGGCACAACUACUUGUGUUGCCAGUAUCAUGGCGAUUUGUAAUGAUUGGCUCCAUCAUUGCCAACCUAUGUGUCAAUCUAAUAGCAGAGUUUGGAUUCUAUUAUUACAAACAACGAUCAAAGAAGAGGAAACAAACACAUUAUGAUCAAAUAUUUACAAAAGAAGCACCAAAGGAUCUUAGGAUUGCAGAAGAAGCAAUUAGAUUGUUGCCAAUGAAUAAAUGA